CAGCUUGAAGUUCAAGAUGGGAAAUUACCGAACAAAAAUGCGUAGGCUGGGUCACUGUGACGUCACAGUGAAUGGUGGUAAAAAUGGAAGGCACUCUCCAUGUGGAGACCCACCUAACAAGAGAAUCAAAAAGCUAAAAAGAGGAGAAAUCAAUUACUUACCAGAUUAUCCAGAUGGACAGGAUGACUCCACCCUUGAAGAUGCUCGACAGACCAUGGUGGAUGAAAUGAAAAAGAAAACCCUAAAUGGAGCCCUCAUCAAGCAGAAGAUGGAUCUGACAUUUGAACGCUGGCCUGCUCUCUUUACUGAACAACAGGUGUGUCUGGAGUUCAGCAGGGUGGUUGGUAAGAGUCUGAAACAGGAGUUCUACAAGGCCCUUGACCAUCAUAGUCCCAGGCUCAUGGAAAUCUUCAAAACAAAGAGGGGCCUCACAGGGCAGGUGUUGGCUGACCUGAUGCAACAAACGAAGACUUUGAAUGUGACAGAAAUCAGAUGCCUUGUCCUCAGUGGGCUUCCUGUAAUUCUCGGCGAUGAUCCUUCCACCUUCUUCAAGGCCUGCGUUGACGUUGAUGAUAAGGGUUUAUACAAUGAUGUCCCCAUGGGGAUCCUCUACCAUGAACAGGAAUACAUCACUCCACAAAAGCAGUCCCUUCACCACAACGCAUCCUCGGUGGGAAUCAUCUUGGAGGGAAAAAUUGUGAUGGAUGCUGAGAGCCUUCCCCAGGCCAUGUACAUUGUCUUUGGACUUACCUAUGCACUCCAUCUCAACUACCCGAAGUACAUGAAGAACAGUUUUGAUUUUUUUCAACAGGUACUUCUGAAAUUGGGUAAGACAGAUCUGAAACCUAAACUUCAAACACUUAAGAAUCAGCUUGCAAUGUAAGAUCCAGGAUCUCUUCUCCACAAGUUUUUACAUGUGAGGUUUUUUUUUUUAUCAAUUGGCAAUAAAAUUAUUUAUUUUCAAUUGGCCGUAAAAGAAGAAAAAGGAAAUAAUAAAUCUGGCCAUUUGUGAAU
Molecule: messenger RNA, 1014 nt
Organism: Girardinichthys multiradiatus
Lineage: Eukaryota; Metazoa; Chordata; Actinopteri; Cyprinodontiformes; Goodeidae
Exons: 4
Coding region: 17-883 (288 amino acids)
Source: RefSeq, a predicted model, not a curated record